CAAACCAUAUUAAAAACUUCAAGGUACAAGUCAACGUCAACGAUCAUCCAUAGGAUUUGUACGGCAAUCAAGAGUUACAUCUCCGCGUAUGCUAUAAAGCAACCCUAACCUUAAUCCUAAAGCCUAUGCAAUGAAUACACCAAAGAGAAAAUAAAAUAAAAACAAACAAACAAAAAAAAUCCAAUGAACAACAACUCAUCUAGAGCAGGCCAGUGGUUACAACACUACGAACCACACCAAGUUCAAGAGAUCACUCCGUGCUUCAAUACCAUUAGUAUGAUGUCACCAUCAGCAGCACAUGAAACAGCCAGAAGGAGAUCUAGGGCUCCGAGGAGAGCCAUACCAACUACUCUCCUAAAUGCAAACCCAAGCAAUUUUCGAGCUCUAGUUCAGAAAUUCACUGGACGCUCUGCGGGUGGUGAAUCCAACCGUGGAAAAGGUCCGGUCACUCUGGAUUUUAGGUCUCCAACUACACUCUCUAAAGAAGGUAUCUUUCCGGUCUCCGGAGACCGGAAUAAUUAUGAUGAAGAUCAUCAUCAUGCGCUUAACCGGCAUGUGAGUAGGGAGCAGCGUCACGUGACUUGGUCAGGUGAGGAAGCAACGACGUUGUACCAGUUGGGUGAAGAAAGUAGCUCGAUGUUUGAUCAAGAUCAUGAUCUUUUCGGGGAGUAUUCCGGGACUAGCAGUUAUGAUGAGGGUUUAGAUCAUAUGGAUUAUUGUUAUCAUGAUUUUUACCUACAGACGGCAACGUUGGAGGAGUUUAUGAUGAGAGACCUUGAUUUAUAAUAUAGCUUGAUUUUAAUCAUCUGAUUAUCAUAAAGCUGAUGUUAAUCAUGAUCAUGAUGAUGUUACUUUGGGGAAUAAGUAUUCGGGGAUACUGCUUUACAAGUCCAGUGAUAGCAUUUUCUAAAAAUAUUUGUUGAACAAGUAUAUUGUUUUCUAUUCCAAUAUAGAUGAUGUAAAUUUUUACGCCGAUUUUUUAAUCUCCGUAUUGUUAAUUUGAUUGAUUAAUUGUAGUAGAUAAUACUAUCGUGAUUAUACUUGGAAGAGUGAAUUAUAAAAUAAAAAUAAGUAAAGAUGUAAGAUGAUGUCGGAGACUUGGUCAUAUACUCCCUUGAAAACGCGUGUAUUUUCAAUGUUUUUAAUUGGUGAAAAUUUACAAACGUAAGGAGUUAUUUUAUUUAUACUGUAAUUUCCUCAGUAAAAGCCGACAGAG
Molecule: messenger RNA, 1216 nt
Organism: Brassica napus (rape)
Lineage: Eukaryota; Viridiplantae; Streptophyta; Magnoliopsida; Brassicales; Brassicaceae
Exons: 1
Coding region: 184-786 (200 amino acids)
Source: RefSeq, a predicted model, not a curated record